Molecule: messenger RNA, 1345 nt
Organism: Malus domestica (apple)
Lineage: Eukaryota; Viridiplantae; Streptophyta; Magnoliopsida; Rosales; Rosaceae
Source: RefSeq, a predicted model, not a curated record
UUAAAGACAAACACCCCCAAAAGCUCUUAAACUUUUCAAAACAACCAACCUUCCACCUGCAAUUUUCGAACUCUAAACACUCACCCAGCUCACAGCCCCUCAAGUUCCUUCCUUUUUUUACCAUUUCGAGUAAAAUCAACACAGCAGCAGAUUUGGGCCUUCAGAUUGUGGCACGACGGAGCUCCAACGAUGGCUCCACGAGCACGAGGCAGAAAGAAGGAUACUCGAAUGGAUGCAGCCAUUGAUGCGACGCGUGAAAUGGGUUUUGACGAGAAACUUGUUCGUGCUACGGUGAAUGACCUACUGAAGGUUUAUAAGGGAGAUAAUAGGACAGAGAAUCCAUGGCGAUUUAUCGAAGAGGGUUCUUAUACGCUAUUGGUUGAGCAACUUCUUGAGAAAGUAGAAGCCCAUGAGGCUGCUGAAAAAAGGGAUGCUGCCUCACAAGACAAUAAUGCACCACAAGACGAUGCCGCUAUGCAAGAAGACACUGGUAUGCAAGAAGGCGCUGGUAUGCAAGAAGAUGUUGCUAUGCAAGAUGAUGCUGCUCCGCUAGAAGAUGUUGCUUUACUAGAAGAUGCUUCUCCGCUAGACGAUGCUGCACCACUAGACGAUGCAUUAGCUUCUGUGCCCUCAAACACUGCCAUUCUAUCUACUUGCGAUAAUGCUCCACAAGAUGCUGGAUCAGUGGCCGGAACUGCAAGGACUGCCAUUUUAUCUACCUGCUCAGAGGCUGUCAACAUCACAUUGCUGACUGAGGAUCCUUGUGACUCUGCAUCACAUACUAAUGGACCUAUCCCGGCAUCAAUGAUUAAAAUGCCAGAUGCCAAGGAUGGUCUCCGAGUAGACAGUCUCCCUCCCCGGAGGUCUAGACCUUACUACGGCUGGGUCUGUAGCAGUGACGAGGAAUAUCCUGUGGAAGUGGCAUCGUCUCCAUUGUCAGAGUUGGUUAAAUUGCUUAUUAGGCCAGAUAAGAAGAAAAAGCGGAAGUCGAGGUGGGACAUGGGACCUGAAGAUAUGUGAAGCUCUUGCCAAUCAUGUCACGCUUGUAAUAUGUAGAAAUAGGAGUGUUGUAUAGAAAACCACAGGUUUCGAACCUUUCGGCGACAAACUGAUAGUAUGAUCAUUCAAAUCUGUUUUAUGGCGGUCGUACGUAUCUUGUCGAAGUUUUGUGCAAACCAGUGCAACUACAGAGGAGAAAUGUACAUUUUGGAAGCCAUUGGAACCCAAUUUUUGUGUUUAGAAGAUGGUGAAAGCUUGUGGGUGGCUUUAGUUCGUUGGUUCUUUAAUGCGAGUAAUCUAAUCUGACAGGUGAUUUUUCAUCUUAAAAGUCAGCCUUUUUGCUUUA